Messenger RNA from Serpula lacrymans var. lacrymans S7.9, 776 nucleotides. RefSeq lists its product as uncharacterized. Bases 383 to 565 code for a protein of 60 amino acids. NCBI's taxonomy places the organism in Eukaryota, Fungi, Basidiomycota, Agaricomycetes, Boletales, Serpulaceae. The transcript has a single exon. The record is from RefSeq and is a predicted model, not a curated record.
GUUGGCAUUGGGUCAUGUUCAUGUCAUUUUGUCUAUGACACAAAUGUUGUAGGCACGUAAGGAAAGGGAUAAACAAUGAAGAGUUGACGCCGUAGCUAUUGUCCAUCUCCUUUAGCAAGCACCGAUCUAAAGGGACUUUGCCUCGAUGCAAAGGGCCAUUUCUCCCAUAGACAUUUGAGUUUGAAAACAUCAUUUGUUCUGGGCCCUUUCCUCCUACAGGACGCUAUCGAUUGUUUCAUAAAAGGCGAUAAGGGUAGUGGUUACAGUAUCUUCCUAAUCUUGAGGAUCUGCGUUUUGCUUGUGUCCUGUUUUGAAAGUUAAAGAACCUUGUCGACGAUGUCAACCUGAACGGUGGUGAACGAAUGUAAAGGUUGCGCGCUCAAUGCGACGAGAACGAACACAAAAUCUUCCUUAUCCAGAGCUCACCAGGACAGAGUGUAGAAACCUUCCAAGGAGUAGAGCCUUGACUGGCGGAGGAUCAGAAAUAUUAACUCUAGAUGAGCUGGAGAGUUCCGGCGGUCUUUGCGUGAUGCGUACUCGAAGCUAUCCUUUAGGUCCCCACUAACCCUGGAUUCACUGGUCGAGGAAACACCCGAAUUGCCUACUGUUUAGCCUGCUAAUUACAAUAGGAUAAAAUCAGUAAUGAGGAACGACAAUAUGAUUCGAAGAUAGAUGAAGAUCGAGAGCAAUCGAGAGCAGGUAAAGUGGAAAUAAUAGGAUGAUGAGAAGUCAACUGAAGGGAGAAGUACGUAAAUCUAUGCAUACAGAUACAGAAC